Molecule: messenger RNA, 3534 nt
Organism: Urocitellus parryii (Arctic ground squirrel)
Lineage: Eukaryota; Metazoa; Chordata; Mammalia; Rodentia; Sciuridae
Gene: Stam
Product: signal transducing adaptor molecule
Biological process (GO): protein transport to vacuole involved in ubiquitin-dependent protein catabolic process via the multivesicular body sorting pathway
Cellular component (GO): ESCRT-0 complex
Molecular function (GO): phosphatidylinositol binding; ubiquitin binding
Source: RefSeq, a predicted model, not a curated record
GCUCCGCGCGGGGGCCUGCGCAGCUUCUUUGCUGUUGCCGCCGCCGCUGCUGCUGCUGCCGCGGUUGCUGGGGGUGGAGGAGAGGAGGAGCUGUCUUGGACCCUGUAGAAUCAGGUUCUUGCUGUUUUUGCUCCAUCCCACGUCGCACCGUGACUCCCGUGCUGUCUAGGGGGAGUCUCCGCGGACACUUCGGUAGGCAGUAGAGAUGCCUCUCUUUGCCACCAAUCCCUUUGACCAGGAUGUUGAGAAAGCAACCAGUGAGAUGAAUACUGCUGAGGACUGGGGCCUCAUCUUGGAUAUCUGUGAUAAGGUUGGCCAGUCUCGUACUGGGCCUAAAGAUUGUCUUCGGUCUAUUAUGAGGCGGGUGAACCACAAAGAUCCCCAUGUUGCUAUGCAAGCUUUGACUCUUCUAGGAGCAUGUGUAUCAAACUGUGGCAAAAUUUUUCAUUUAGAAGUAUGUUCAAGAGAUUUUGCUAGUGAAGUAAGCAACGUAUUGAAUAAGGGUCAUCCUAAAGUAUGUGAAAAAUUAAAGGCUCUUAUGGUUGAAUGGACAGAUGAAUUCAAGAAUGACCCACAGCUUAGUCUAAUAUCAGCAAUGAUUAAAAACCUUAAGGAACAAGGAGUUACGUUCCCAGCUAUUGGCUCUCAGGCUGCAGAACAAGCAAAAGCAAGCCCAGCUCUAGUAGCCAAGGAUCCUGGGACUGCAGCAAACAAAAAAGAAGAAGAAGAUUUAGCAAAAGCCAUUGAGUUGUCCCUCAAGGAGCAAAGGCAGCAGUCAACAACUCUUUCCACUUUGUAUCCAAGCACAUCCAAUCUUUUAACUAACCACCAACAUGAAGGCCGAAAAGUUCGCGCUAUAUAUGACUUUGAAGCUGCUGAAGAUAAUGAACUUACAUUUAAAGCUGGGGAAAUUAUAACAGUUCUUGAUGACAGUGAUCCCAACUGGUGGAAAGGGGAAACCCAUCAAGGCAURGGGUUAUUUCCUUCUAAUUUUGUGACUGCAGAUCUCACUGCUGAACCAGAAAUGAUUAAAACAGAAAAGAAGACGGUACAAUUUAGUGAUGAUGUUCAGGUAGAAACAAUAGAACCGGAGCCGGAACCAGCCUUUAUUGAUGAAGAUAAAAUGGACCAGUUGCUACAGAUGUUGCAAAGUACUGACCCCAGUGAUAAUCAACCAGAUCUCCCAGAGCUACUUCAUCUAGAAGCAAUGUGUCACCAGAUGGGACCCCUCAUUGAUGAAAAGCUGGAAGAUAUUGAUAGGAAACAUUCAGAACUCUCAGAACUUAAUGUUAAAGUGAUGGAGGCACUUUCAUUGUAUACUAAAUUAAUGAAUGAAGAUCCCAUGUAUUCCAUGUAUGCAAAAUUACAGAAUCAGCAGUAUUAUAUGCAGUCAUCUGGUGUUUCUGGUUCUCAGGUAUAUCCAGGGCCUCAUCAGAGUGGUGCUUACCUGGUUGCAGGGAAUGCCCAGAUGAGUCAUCUCCAGAGCUACAGUCUUCCUCCAGAGCAACUGUCUUCUCUCAGCCAAGGAGCAGUCCCACCAUCUGCAAACCCGGCCCUAUCUAGUCAGCAGACUCAGGCUUCUUACUCAAAUGCAAUGGUUCAAGGAAAUACAUAUCCCAACCAGGCUUCAAUAUAUAGUCCUCCUCCCACUGCUACUGCUGCAACUGCUGAUGUCACUAUAUACCAGAAUGCAGGAACUAAUAUGUCCCAGAUGCCAAACUACAAUUUAACAUCGUCAACCCUGACUCAGCCGGGAGGCAACCAUCAGCCGCYUCAGCCACAGCAACCAUAUUCUCAGAAGGCUCUGCUAUAGGACCCAGUGUUCCUGUUUGUAGCAGAUAUCUGCUAAAUGCCACUGACAAUGUUAUGAGAUUCGUUAAUUCUUAAGAUUUGUUUAUCCUCAGCUUAUAGGAAUCUAUCUUGGUCAACAAGUUCAAAUAUUCAAGAAGGUAGAACUCUCUUCAAUUUGCAAGGACUUUUUAGAGGGUCACCCCUCCACCAGAGGAAUGAAACUACUUAACAAUAUUUGAUUCCUUUCAUAAUAUGAAGAGUUGACACAAGUUUGUCUUGUAAAAUUACCUGGUCUGCAAAAUGUCAAACUUAACAAAAACUGUCGUGGCAAAUGUUAUGUACAUAUAUUGAUAUGUAACUCUAUUAGUGGCCAUUUGAAUCACAAUGGUGAUCAUGUGAAUAUAUUUAACACUGUUAAAUUAAUUUACAUUGCUAUUUUAUUUUAAUCAUGAACAACUACCUUGUUUCCUAAUGUUUUGUGUAAAUUUAAGAUAUUUACACUGUCCUUUUAAACUGCAAGAGAACAAAGUUGUAGCAUAUUUACGUGAAGUCAUUGUUGUCUGUGUUUCAGUUUCACAUUAAACUGAACCUUCCUUUUCCUAAUUGUGAUCUAAACUUGUGUAAUUAUGUCUUUCUGUAGCCUCUGCAUACUACUGGCUGUCAUCACACCAGCGUACAGUAGCUAAAUUUUUGAUGCAGUUAUAGCAAGUGAUGAUGUUCCCUUUUGGACUUUUACUUUUUGGCAUGAUAUUUCAGAUAUGUGGGACCAUGAGACAAAAUUAAGUAGGAUUACAUUCUUUACAUCUUAUUUUUAAAGAAAUAAUGUUGUUUUACUUUUUCCUAGUUGAAGAUAGUAAUUAGGUUUCUAAGCUGUAUACUGUGUAUAUUGGUGGCAGUGACACCAAAGAUAGAGGCAAUGGAUAGAAAUUUUUUAACUGGAAAGAAAACACUACAUUUUCAAAGUCUCUUGUAAUUAUUUAGGAUACAAACAAAGUUUGAUUCACCUGUCUUACCCCACUGCUAGACUUUUAAAUAUGUCUUUAACAUUGUAUCCUUGAAUUCAUCAUUAAAAUGGAUAUAAGUAGCUGUUUCAAAGUAAUUUUAUAUUCCUGGCUUUACUUCACAAUUUAUGUAUUUAUUAUUACCUUUCAGACUAGAGUUUUUAGUUAUUUUCUGUCUUUUAAAGUUCUAAUGAGUAAUUUUGGCUUUAUAUUUGGGAGUAUUUUUUAAUACAUUCAUACAAGGAAUGUUUCCACUGACAUUUUAAUCUUAAAUAUUUAAAACUUCACUGGUUUUACAGUACUAUAAUUUAACAAUAUUAUUUAAAUACCUGUUGAGUACAUUUAAUGAAUUAACAGUUUUCAUACUAUAAGUGCAAAUUGGAUUUGUACUAAAACUAUUGCAAUCAGGUAACUGGUUUGUUUGCUUGUUGACAAAUUUCUCCAUCACUGGCAUAUAAUUUUAAUGAUGAUUAAUUCUACAGGUUCCUAUUGAAAGCAUCAUAUUCAACUUAAAUGUUUCACUCUGGUAGUAUGUUUGAGUUUAGAGUGUGUUGCUCUCAAAUAAUAAUUUUCAGUUUUCAAUUUCAACUUCACACUUUAACUAUUUUUUAUAAGUUACUUUUGAUAAACUUUGUUAAACAGAUAAUCUCUUUCAUUUCAAUUUGAAUAUUAUAUUUAACUGAUAAACUUUUUCCCAAGUCAUUGUAUUUUUCUUUCCUUUGAUGAAUUCCUGUUUAAAACU